CUCCCUCGCUUUUCUAUCACUUACCACUCACUGCCAUUUCUUCCGGCCUGCCGUUGCCGUUGCCGUUGCCGCUGCCUUCUCUCUCUUCGGGGCGAUUUUAUCGUCAUCUCUAUGUCCUUAUCUAAUGCUCUAACUUUGAGCAAUUUAAUCUUUCAGAAUCAACAUUUCUGUCAAUUGCAAACCACUUUUUCUUCAGAGGGUUUGAUGUGACUGUGUGAGGAAAGCAACAAAUGACUGCUCGAACAAGUGUGCUCUGUGGUCAGGAGUCGAAAGAACAGCACCAUUUUUCUUUGAAACUGCAGAGCCAGAAAACAUCCUGUUUAAAAUGCCACAAGGUGGUGAUUUAUUGGUUUGUAGUAACUGGGACUGUCCAAUAGUCGUUCAUGAGAGCUGUAUGCUUUCUGUUGCUCGCUUUGAUGACUCAGGGGGCUUUUAUUGCCCAUAUUGUUUAUAUAAGGAAUCCCUUGUUGAAUGUCACCAAGCCAAGGAAAAGGUGUUAUUGGCCAAUAAAGCUCUUAUCAAUUUUCUAGAUACAAGGACUAGGAUUGAUGCUGAGCCUACAAAAAAUUCAAGAAGUUUGAAGAGGAAAAAACCAGAUGCACCAUUGAUUUUUAAGAACAAGGAUGGUGCUAUGGUAGAAUGUAAUGAAGUUCAUCAGCCUAUGCAGUUGGGAGGUGGUCAUCUAGAUAAUAGUCAGUUUCUUGAGACACUUUCUGGUAAUCAACAGGAAUCAAGGCCAACAAGAGGUAACUGUAUAGGAAAGGGGUCCCCUGCCAAAAAUGAUGAAAAAUUAGACAACAAAAGUAAUGAUAUUGGAGACUCUGGAAUUACAGACAAAUCACAAGUAAAAUCAUCAAAAAGUUCUGUCCUUCCUACAAAGGAGUAUAUUAUGUUAGUGACACAAAAUCCAACCAAUGAGCAUGGACAAACUGCAAAGACAGUGUUAGGGAGUUUAGAAAAAGGGGUAGAAAGGGAGCAGUGGCAGACAGAUCCUCAAGAAACUCCUUGGUGCAUGACUAACAGCACAUUGGAGGUAAAUGAAGAGCCUUGCAAGGGAAACGAUUCUGCAUUGCAAGAUGGCUGUUAUGUGGAAACUCAAGUUUUAGACACUUUUGAUCGACCUGGUGAAACUAGAGAAGGUUUUAGCAUGACCCAUGAAGAGUGUAGAAACACAACUGAUGUCCAUCCUAUGAGGAAGGAGAGAAAUUCAUUUCCGCAGAGAGGAUUAGGUAAAUCAACGAUAAAGCAUCUAGAAAUUGAACAGACUAUGGAAAUAUAUCAUGAUAUAAGGGAUGACAAUGCUAUUGUGAUAACUGGAAAACCUGAUGGGAUAUGUGAUUGUGCAUAUAAAGAUGAUGACCCUGUUCUAAGACAAAGGAUAAUAAAUUCAGGGAAUAACAGUCAAGAUGCUGGAGUAGGGAAAUAUCAGUCUCAAAGGGCUGAUGAAGAGCGAACAAACCUGAAAUCACCCAUUAGUCCUGCCUGUUAUACAAAGAAGGAUAACGACACAGUGAUACAUGAAAAGUCAGGAAAUUCAAAUAAAAAAAUUGAAGAAACUUCAAAGCCAGUGGAUCAAUAUAACAAUGGACAAGUAGAAAAGGUGCAGACACAUGAAGAGUCUCAAAAAGAUUGCUAUGGAAGUGCAGGGGAAAUCAAAAUUCAAGUAAAAGCUCUACAAGAUGAUGUGUAUACUACAAGAGAAAACAAUGCAGCAGUGACACAUGAAUUAGGAAUUUUGGCAAGCAAGCAUUCGGAAACUAAAGACUCAUUAGAGAAGAAUCAUGACAGAGUGGCAAAGAUGGAGCAGCCACAGACAAAACGUCGAAGCACCAGGAAUAAUGACAAAAAAGAGAUGGCUGAAGAAUCUGAUGUAGAAAAUUGCAGUUCAUCCCACUGUGGAAUGACCAAUGAUGGGAAAACAAGAGUAAAUUCACAAAAUAACUCUCCCCAAAUUACAAGAAAUGGAAGUUUAUCUGUGUCAGCUGAAGAAUUUGGCUCUGCAGACGAGUCAUCUAAUACUGAGUACCUGGAGCGAGGAAGUUAUGCUGUGCCAAAAAGGAAAAUGCAAAAGAACUUGAAAAAUGAUAUACAGCAUGGAAAAUUUUCUGGAAUAUCUAAAAAUGAAGGUGAAUCAAGACACAAAGUGGAAUCCAUAAAACAAAUCCAGCGAACAACUACUUUGCCUGCUGCGAGACGUUGGAAGUUACCAUGGACAGCAGAAGAAGUAGAAAUGCUGAAGGAAGGUGUGCAGAAAUUUUCAUUGGCAACUAAUAAGAAUAUCUCAUGGAUAAAAAUUUUGGAAUUUGGACGACAUAUCUUUGAUGGGACGCGUGUUCCAACUGAUCUUAAAGACAAGUGGAAGAAGAUAAAGGGUGAAGGGUAUGCAAAUACUGAUGCAAAAUGAAAUCAAAGUAGCACAACUACUUACUAUACGGGUCAGACAUUUUAGUUUUACGUUGUCACUGCAUUUACAUGCUAACUAUUUGGUUGUAGAAAUUUAGGUUGUCAAGAAAACAGGUUGGGGAGAGUGAGGGAUAGCUCAAGUAGUUAGAAUUCCCCUCCCAGUUCCAGGUGAUCCUGGGAUCGAUUCUCAUCACUCGCCCUUGUGGCUCUCCUAACACCAAAAAAAAAAAAAAAAAAAAAAAAAUACAGGUUGGUAUUUUUUCAUCUAUGAGUAAGAUGGAAUAGGAUAUGUAUAUGCUAUGCUCUCAAGAAUACACGAGACUUUAAAAUUUUGAAUUUUUGCUUAUUGCUCUUCAAUGCUUAAGCGUUGCAACAUGUCUAUUUUACACCCGGGUACAUCAUAUAUAUAAGUUGCACCAAUCUUUAGUGAGAAUUUACCCUACAUUUUUACUCCAUCUUGCUCCUUGAGGGUUCUUUCUCUUAGGUAUUAAAAAAUACUCGUAGUAGGAGCAACAAUGUUAGAAUAUCACUAAAGUGUAUCCAAUUAUGUUUCUUUCUUUUUAUCAGAUUAUAAUGGAAUAACAAUUGAUCCAAGGGUAUGUGCAUGACUACCUAGAUCUCAGAAAGCCUUUUGGAAUUUGCACCGACUUCUUAUGAUCAAGUUUUUCAUCUCAAAAUUGUUUUCGCAGCAGGAUUAUUAUUCUUUGUUUUAGUGCAAACAACUAGUAUAGUACUCAUGCUAUGC
Chenopodium quinoa (quinoa) is the source of this 3148-nucleotide messenger RNA. RefSeq lists its product as uncharacterized. The transcript has 4 exons. Bases 326 to 2404 code for a protein of 692 amino acids. NCBI's taxonomy places the organism in Eukaryota, Viridiplantae, Streptophyta, Magnoliopsida, Caryophyllales, Amaranthaceae. The record is from RefSeq and is a predicted model, not a curated record.